AAUUCACAAGCAACAUAGUGAAAUAUAACAAUAUGGCUACUCAUAGCAAUUUCAAGAAUGGCCUGAUUGCAUUUUUAGCCACUUUUCCUUCUAUUCUUUUCUACCUUUCUUUCCUAUAUAAUCACAAUGAAGAUCACUAUUCAUUAUGGAAUUGGUGCAAUAACCAUCCAAUUUUACUGGCAAAUAUCCUGUUUUUCCUCAAUGUCAAUGUCCUCUUUUGGUUUAUUGCUCUUCUUCAAUCAAGCCUUCAUUGGAUGAUAGGUUUGUACUGGAUGGUGAUUCCAGUAAUGUUGUUACAUUUCUAUGCCAAUCAUCCCAUGGCACAAUACAAUCAAUUGAGGUCAUGGAUUGUGACAAUUUUGACAUGGAUUUGGAGUAUUAGGAUGAUUCAUAGCUACUUCAGAAGGGAAAAUUGGCAGUUGGGAGGUAAGCAAGAUUGGAGAUAUACAGAUAUGAGCAACCAGUAUGGAAAGAAUUGGUGGUGGAUCUCCUUCUUUGUUAUUUAUCUCUCUCAGCAGGUUUUACAGAUGGGGAUAUGCUUGCCUCUAUAUAUUGUCCAUUCAAUAGAUAAGCCAUUGAAUUUUUUGGAUUUCGUUGCCAUCGCCAUCUGUUUCUCUGGCGUUACAAUCGCCUUUUAUGCGGAUACAGAGCUCCACAAUUUCAUCAACAAAAAUCAGAAACUGAAACAACUUGGCCAGCCAAUGGUUCCAAUUCUUGACAAAGGCCUUUGGUGUUACUCAAGACAUCCAAAUUAUUUAGGUGAACAAUUGUGGUGGUGGGGAUUGGCCUUAUUUGGAUGGAAUUUGGGCAAAAAUUGGAUCUUUAUUGGUGCACUUAUAAAUAGCAUUUGUUUGGGAUAUGUCACUAUGCUUGUGGAGAAGAAAAUGGUUAGAGAAAACUAUAGAGCAGAUGCAUAUAAGCUCUACCAAAGGAAUACAUUUGUGUGGAUUCCAUGGUUCAACUUUUCCUCAAAUGCAAAAGAUAAGAAGAAAAAUUGAGUCCAUGGAUUGUUGUAAUAUGCUUGUAUUUAUUUCUCUUUGUAUGUUUCAUUUGCUUUUUUUGCAAAGAUUGUGAUAUAGGUUCAUAACUCAUCAAUUACAUUUCAAUUUGUUUGUCUGAUUUUGACUUGGU
Molecule: messenger RNA, 1131 nt
Organism: Solanum dulcamara
Lineage: Eukaryota; Viridiplantae; Streptophyta; Magnoliopsida; Solanales; Solanaceae
Exons: 3
Coding region: 33-998 (321 amino acids)
Biological process (GO): lipid metabolic process
Cellular component (GO): membrane
Molecular function (GO): oxidoreductase activity, acting on the CH-CH group of donors
Source: RefSeq, a predicted model, not a curated record